This is a messenger RNA of Drosophila willistoni, 3625 nucleotides long. It is a transcript of the gene conv, whose product is annotated as chaoptin. The transcript is spliced from 9 exons. Gene Ontology annotation, molecular function: protein binding. Lineage: Eukaryota; Metazoa; Arthropoda; Insecta; Diptera; Drosophilidae. The record is from RefSeq and is a predicted model, not a curated record. Bases 311 to 3601 code for a protein of 1096 amino acids.
ACAUGUAUAUAUAUAUAUAUUUUUUACCAAAUCGGGAAAUACACGUUAAAUGGCCUUCAAACGAAAUUUGCUUGGCCAAGGCUUUCGCACAAAGCUCUGCGAGUUGUUGUUAUUAAGUGGUUAGUCGAGCAAGUCAAGAGAAAGAAAGACAAUAACCUGUUGCGCGAGCGACGCAACAAGCACAAGAGUAAAAGCAAAAGUGAUAUCAGAGUCUGGUUAUCCAUAAAGACUUAAGCCACAAACUUGCUUAAAUCAUGGGCAUACUGCAGCACUAACGACAACCAAAUUAGAGACCCAACAAAGCUCCACCAUGACUCAGUUACGCAUGCGCACACUUAUACUGCUGCAAUUCUGCUUCUGCGCAGUGGCUGUUGGUAAAUAUGUUUACGGGGAGCCCAAAUAUCUUUGUCCCAAAAAACCUCAAGUGUUAUUCCCCUGCGUAUGUACCAAGGGGAGUGAUCAGGGGCUUUAUGUGCGCUGUGAAAAUGCCAACUUGGCCACACUUUCGGUGGCCCUUCAAAAUUUAGCUGCCCUGAAUAUGCCAGUCGAAGAGCUGACCAUAUACAAAGCAAACAUUGUACGCCUAUAUGGUCCUGUGUUUGCCCAUACCAAGGCCCGUUUGCUCAUAAUAGAGGAUACACCGUUGGCCACCAUUGAGGAUUAUGUGUUUUAUGGCGUCAAUAACACGCUGGAGCAAUUGCAUUUACGACACACGAACCUCAGUCAAGUGGGGCAAUUGGGAUUCGGUAUCCUUGGUAAAACCACUCAACUAAUAAUAGAUGGCCAUUCUUUUGAGCAGUUGCCUAAAGAUUUGUUUGUUGGCCAGCCAAUUACCAAUAUACUGGACAUUUUUCGUUUAAUUAAUGGCAAAUUGAAUGACCUACCUAUUGAGACAUUUCAACCAUUCAGAAAACUAAAAACUUUGGAUUUGCAUGGUAAUCAAUUGGAGAAUCUAAAACGUAAUCAAUUUAAGAAUCUGCGAGAACUUGAGGUUUUGGAUAUUAGUCACAAUAAUAUUAAGAAACUGGAAGCCCAACAUAUAUCGGAUCUAACCAAACUGGGCUGGUGCAAUGUUUCACAUAAUGCUCUUAAUGAGCUAAGUCGUGGCACAUUUGCAAGAAAUUCAGUACUGAAGGUGCUACACUUGGACCACAACAAUAUAACACGCCUUGACGCUAAUAGUUUUCGUGGCAUGCGUUUUCUGCGACGUCUAUUCUUAAGUGACAACCAAUUGGUGGAAAUAGGCCGAGGCACAUUUGGUUCAGUGGCGCGCAUAGGAACCAUAGACUUGGCCAGGAAUAAGUUAACUAAGAUUGAGUAUCAAAUGUUUACACAAAUGAACUAUGUGGAGUUACUAGAUUUAGCGGAGAAUAAUAUUACCAAAAUUGAAAAAAAUUCCUUCAAGGACAUUUAUCAGGCGGUAAUAAAUGUGUCGCACAAUGCCCUGGAACUAAUAGAAACUGGAGCAUUUGAAAAUUGUGUGAAUAUCACAACGCUGGACUUAUCCCACAAUCGUUUGACCAAUUUUUCACGACGCAGUUUCGAUGAGACGACUUUUGCUACCAUAUUCCAACUGAGCUACAAUGGUUUAACCAAUUUGGCACAGAUACCUAUUCAGAAUAUGUCGGGUCUGAAGGUUUUAAAUGCUUCGCAUAAUCUAAUAUCGGAUAUACCAAAGAACACUUUCCCAAAACUCUAUGAGCUGCAUACGAUUGAUGUGUCGCAUAAUAAUAUUUCCAGCAUAUUUAAUGGCGUCUUUCAAACUCUUUUCUCAUUGCGUUCUAUUGAUUUGAGUUACAAUUCAAUGACCGAGAUCAAGUCCUCUACAUUCGGUACUUUGCCCACUUUGCUGGAAAUGGAUUUAAGUUAUAAUCAACUGGUUAACAUAGUGAGGGGAUCACUGGCCAAGUUAACUAGCAUGCGACAGUUGAAUUUAAAUAAUAACCGCUUGGAGAAAUUAUUCCAAUUGCCCAUCUCAUUGAAUGAACUCUAUUUAAGUCAUAAUAACAUUACAUCCGUACCAGCUGGCACAUGGCCAGUGAUGAACUCAUUAAUCUAUUUGGAUUUAAGUUAUAAUCAACUUGAGGAUAAUUUGAAUGGUCAGAGUUUUAUCGGUUUAUUGGUGGUUCAACGUCUUAUGCUGCAACACAAUGGAAUCACUCAGCCGCCAUCGGAUGCCAUAGCUGUUAUGUCUACUUUGCAGUAUUUGCGUUUGGAAUAUAAUAAUAUAACCACACUAGAGCGCAGUGCAUUUGGCAAAUUGCCAGUUCUCUUUGAGUUAAAUCUUUAUGGCAAUCAGGUGAAAGAUAUAAGCAAACGAGCUUUUGAGGGACUUUUGCAAUUGCUUACCUUGAAUUUAUCUUCAAAUGCUUUAAGUCAGCUGCAGACCGACAUCUUUCUGGGUCUGCCAUCGUUGCGUUCUUUGGAUUUGUCUUUUAAUACUCUCUCCAAAUUGGAUAACAAGACAAAUGGUGUGCUAGAUGAUUUGCUUAGCUUGGAGACUCUCAAUUUAAGUCACAAUCGCAUUAGUUUUGUGACCAAAAAAACCUUUCCCUCCCACCAGUAUAUACCCUAUAAUCUGAAGUAUCUGGACUUGAGUUACAAUCAAAUGCCUGUAUUGACCUAUGACCUGACAUUUGGCACAAAGAAACUGCUCAAGUUGAAUUUGUCGCACAAUCAAAUCAAUGACUUGCGUCGCGGUGUUUUGUCCAAUUUCACUUCACUGCAGCAAUUGGAUAUUUCCCACAAUGAAUUGGCCAAUCUGAUGUCGGAAGAGCAUAUUUUUGAUCUACCUCAGAAUUUAAGCCGAUUGGACUUGUCGUAUAAUAAGAUUUAUCAUAUACCUUUUGGUAACUUGGUGAAAAUUAAAUCUUUGACUCAUGUAGAUCUACGUAACAAUAGCCUAGAAGAUAUUCCGAUCAUAUUGGUGGGCAGUAUGCGGAAUGGCAGUGAAGUGUUGAUGUCUGAGAAUCCCCUACAUUGUGGCUGCAAUGUCAGGCCACUUAAGCAUUACAUAUUGCAGCAAACCAUUCCCAGUGAGGACUUGCAAAACGUACAAUGCCAGACACCCAAAGUGGUUAAGGAGAAAUACAUUUGGCAACUAGAAGAUGAGUAUUUGCAUUGUACGGAGGAUGAACAGGAGAUGUACUCCGGCAAAGACUAUGAACAACUCACCGAUGUACGAUUCCGUGCGGUUCAAACCAACAAAGCCGGGAAUUUGACACUAAGCUGGUUUGUCUCCACUGCUGCAGAUGUUGCCGGAUUUAAUGUCUAUAUACGUUCGAGUUCUAAUGAAAUUUUACAACAAGCCGAUUAUGCCUAUAAUCAAAGAACUGCUAGCAUACCCAUAGAAGAGUUGCUUGUCCAUGGUGAGGAGAAAUUGCGCUCGGCUGAGAUUUGUAUAUUGUCCAGGGAUAGCAUUGGUAAUACCCGACAUUGGUUUGCCGGCCAAUGUCAGAAACUGCCCUCGCUCAAGCUGCGAAAAACAUUUUUCUUUGGCAACUUUAAUGUACGCGGAGGAUCACAAAGUGUUUUCCAAUUGCCCUUAGCUUAUCAUAUUUAUUUGUUUUCAGUGUUAAUGUUUAUUGUUGUUGCCCAUUAAAUGCCAAUACCCACUGUAAUUCAA